Ilex paraguariensis (yerba mate) is the source of this 234-nucleotide messenger RNA. NCBI's taxonomy places the organism in Eukaryota, Viridiplantae, Streptophyta, Magnoliopsida, Aquifoliales, Aquifoliaceae. The record is from the annotation of a GenBank genome assembly.
AUGCUUUUGAGAGGCACCCUCAUUGAAAAGUCCAUUUCGAGGAAUUGGACUAGGUAUUGGGGAACUCUGAAAUGUACAUUGACUGGUGUUGAGAUGUUCAAGAAAAUCUUGGAUUUUGGACAUGUAAGCGGGCGACAAUGUAGGUCUUCUUCUACGUGGCUUAAAGCAGGACGAUGUGCAGCGAGGACAGGUGAUUACGAAGCCUGGUUCUGUGAAAACAUACAAGAGGAUUGA